AUGCUUCCUCCAGCGCUAAACAUUCCCAAAUGGCUCGAAGAAAACUCCCAUCUCCUCCAGCCACCAGUCAAUAACUACUGUGUCUAUCACCCGUCAACACCGGCCACAGCCGGCUACACAGUGAUGAUAGUGGGCGGGCCCAAUGCCCGCACCGACUUCCACAUUAACACAACCCCAGAGUUUUUCUACCAAUACCGAGGAUCAAUGCUCCUCAAAACAGUCGACAAUUCAACCACACCUCCUAGUUUCCAAGAUAUCCCCAUUCACGAAGGAUCGAUCUUCCUACUGCCCGCGAACACCCCACACUGCCCCGUGCGCUUCAAGGACAGUGUCGGUGUUGUGAUGGAGCAGCCGCGCGCUAAAGAUGCAGUCGAUGCUAUGAGAUGGUAUUGCAAGAACUGCAAGGAGAUUGUCUGGGAGAAAAAGUUCGUGUGUGUUGACCUGGGGACGCAGGUCAAAGCUGUGGUCGAGGAGUUUGCGGCCGACGAGGAAAAGCGCAAGUGUAAGACUUGUGGAGAGAUUGCGGCGUCGAAAUAUCAGGAAGGGGAAAUUGUGCAGCCGCCAACUCAUCCUGAAUAG
Molecule: messenger RNA, 579 nt
Organism: Penicillium robsamsonii
Lineage: Eukaryota; Fungi; Ascomycota; Eurotiomycetes; Eurotiales; Aspergillaceae
Product: 3-hydroxyanthranilate 3,4-dioxygenase
Exons: 2
Coding region: 1-579 (192 amino acids)
Biological process (GO): 'de novo' NAD+ biosynthetic process from L-tryptophan; quinolinate metabolic process
Cellular component (GO): cytoplasm
Molecular function (GO): 3-hydroxyanthranilate 3,4-dioxygenase activity; iron ion binding
Source: RefSeq, a predicted model, not a curated record